AUGAUAAGAUGGGAAGAUGUGUACAAGGUAGUGGUGGCCAUGGCACCGCUGUAUGUAGCUUUGAUGUUAGGGUACGGGUCUAUGAAAUGGUGGCGUAUAUUCACUCCCGAGCAGGGUGAAGCUGUAAACCGCUUAGUUUGCUAUUUCACCCUACCACUCUUCACUUUGGAGUUCACAGCUCAGAUUGAUCCUUUCAAGAUGAAUUAUUUAUUCAUUGGAGCCGAUGCCAUAUCAAAAGUAAUUAUUGUAACAGUUUUGGCGUUAUGGGCCAAAUUUAGUAGCAAAGGAAGUUAUUGUUGGUCCAUAACAAGCUUCUCUUUGUCUACACUUACUAAUUCUCUUGUUGUUGGGGUGCCCCUUUUGAAAGCUAUGUAUGGACCUAUGGCUGUUGACCUCGUUGUUCAGUCUUCAGUAAUUCAGGCUAUUGUGUGGCUAACAUCCCUAUUGUUCGUCCUGGAAAUCAGACGAACUGGCAAUGACUUCCACUCCAAUGACAAUAAUAAUAAUAAUUAUAAUACAGCUGCUGUAGCUUUAGAUGAUAAAACGCAUAAAGACUUGGAAGAAAAUGAUACUACAAAGAUGGACAAUGAGGCGAGUAACAGAAGCAAACAAUCUUUCUGCUCUUUGAUGAAAACUGUGUGCCUUAAACUUGCUAUGAAUCCAAACUCAUAUGCAUGUAUACUCGGCAUCAUUUGGGCAUUCUUUGCCAACAGGUUUCACUUUCAAAUGCCUAGCAUCGUGGAAGGAUCAAUUUUAAUCAUGUCAAGAGCUGGUACAGGCACUGCCAUGUUCAGCAUGGGGUUGUUCAUGGCAAUGCAAGAGAAAAUAAUUUCAUGUGGUGCAAGUUUGACAGUAACUGGCAUGGCCUUGAAAUUUAUUGCUGGACCACUCGCCAUGGCCAUCGGUUCGCUCAUAGUAGGUUUGCAUGGCGACGUCUUACGUGUUGCUAUAAUACAGGCGGCACUACCACAAUCCAUCACCUCUUUUAUUUACGCGAAAGAGUACGGUUUACAUGCGGAUGUACUUAGCACAGCGGUUAUCUUUGGCAUGAUUGUGUCCCUCCCGGUGUUGAUCGGAUAUUAUGCAAUUUUGGAGUUUGUGCAUUGA
Molecule: messenger RNA, 1107 nt
Organism: Fraxinus pennsylvanica
Lineage: Eukaryota; Viridiplantae; Streptophyta; Magnoliopsida; Lamiales; Oleaceae
Source: the annotation of a GenBank genome assembly